Molecule: messenger RNA, 2649 nt
Organism: Anopheles nili
Lineage: Eukaryota; Metazoa; Arthropoda; Insecta; Diptera; Culicidae
Gene: Hil
Product: hillarin
Exons: 10
Coding region: 1-2427 (808 amino acids)
Source: RefSeq, a predicted model, not a curated record
AUGUACCGACCGAAUUUCUACGAAUCAACGUGCCUCCGGUGCAGCGAAAUCGUUUAUCAGGUGGAUAGGGUGGGACCGCUGAAAGAUUUUACUUUCUUCCACUCCGGAUGCUUCAAGUGCAAACGGUGCGGAACCAAGCUGACGCUCAAGACCUACUACAACAACCAGCACAAUCAGGAUGAUAAAGAGGUCUACUGCUGUUCACAUGUCCCGAAAAGUGGCCCUGGACAUUUCGAUCAAACUUCCGUGGGUAUAAGGCAGGCGCUAAACGUACCCAAAAGCACGAACUAUGUGAACGAACAAAUUCGGGGUCAUCGAAACGAUAGCAUUGAUGGACAACCGCGGCUUGGCACACCGAAUGGGUACAAUAAUGGUAGCAGGGAAGGUAAUACGCCACCACAAAAUGAUCCGGACUACAAGUACGGUCGAUUCGACGCCAGUGCGUUACACAUAGCACAUGCUUUGAAGCAGACAGAAAUCCAGAAGGCUUACGAUAAAGCACGUGAGAAGCCGAUCGAUUACUAUCUUGCACGCGAUGAACAAGCGAAACUGGAAAUGAAACAUCGCAAAGAGGAGGACGAUCUAUACCGGAAGUUUGCCCGCAAACGAGAGGAAGAAGAUCGACGAAUGCAAAGUGAGAUUCAGGACGAAUGGGAAAGAGAACUGCAACGGUUAGCGCACAAAUUUGAAAAAGAGCUAACCACGAGUCGACGAUCGCGCGAGGAUCAAAACAUUCUUACGCUUAAGCACGAGCAGCAAAAGGAAGACCUCGAAAAGAACAUGACCAUCCGCAAGACAAAGAAGAAGGAAAGCCUAACGAGAAAGCUGCUCGAACACGAGCGUUCCGAAACGGCAGCCCUGGUUGAUCGUCAAUCAAGCGAAAUGCUGGAACUGAUCAGCGUCAGACGAAGCGAAUACAUGCAAAGCGAAAGCAUAUUCCUUGAUGACGACAUCAACGAAACUGUGGUGGCAAUGGAGUACCCACUGGUUGCUCCAAAACCAGCACCACCAGCCUUGAGCAAAUUCCAGGUGUACAACGAUCCGGUUGAGUUUACGGACGUGGACCAAAUCGCGAUAACGGUCGCGCAGGAAGAUCAGAAAACGUUUACGGAUCUCGUGCGACAGCUGGUGGGCCGUUGUACUUCGGACAUUGAAAAAGCGCGCACAAUUUUCCGAUGGAUUACGGUGAAAAACCUGAAUACGAUGACCUUUGAUGAUAACUUGCGGGGCGAUACACCGAUGGGUCUGCUGCGAGGCAUCAAAUACGGCACGGAAAGUUACCAUGUACUGUUCAAGCGGCUCUGCAGCUACGCCGGUUUGCACUGUGUGGUUAUUAAAGGAUACUCAAAGAGUGCCGGAUACCAGCCGGGAGUGAAAUUUCAAGAUUCAAGGUUCCGCAACUCGUGGAAUGCAGUCUACGUGGCGGGAGCGUGGCGAUUCGUGCAAUGCAACUGGGGUGCCCGGCACCUGGUCAACGCGAAGGAAGCUCCGAAAACUGGCAAAGGCAAGAACGAUAGCCUGCGAUAUGAGUACGAUGAUCAUUACUUCUUGACAGACCCACGAGAGUUUAUAUACGAGUUUUUCCCGCUGCAAGAGGAAUGGCAGUUAUUGAAGCGACCGAUCACACUGACGGAGUUUGAGAACUUACCAUUCGUCCGUUCGCUGUUCUUCCGUUACGGGUUGCACUUUGCCGAUGACGGUUAUGGUGCUGUAGUCUACACCGACGACACAGGAGCGGCUACCGUUCGGAUAGCAAUGCCAUCCGAUAUGCAGGGAUGCUUGAUCUUCCACUACAAUCUCAAGUUCUAUGACAGCGAUGAGGAUUCGUUCGACGCCGUGUCCUUGAAGCGAUUCGUCAUGCAAUCCGUAAUCAGCAACGUUGUUGCUUUCCGUGUGCAUGCGCCUUGCUCCGGUGCUUUUUUGCUUGAUAUUUUUGCCAAUGCCGUCACACCGCAAGAGUAUCUCACCGGAGAACCCAUGAAGUUCAAAAGUGUGUGCAAAUUUAAGAUAUGUUGCGAAGAGUUGCAAACCGUUAUGGUGCCCUUACCGGACUGUGCCAGCGGUGAAUGGGGCCCAACAAAAGCGACCAGAUUGUUUGGCCUUAUACCCAUAACUCAUCCGGAACCACUUAUAUUCGCCGGACGAGCUAUCGAACUGCAAUUCCGUAUGUCACGACCACUCACAGACUUUAUGGCAACGUUGCACAAAAAUGGCAUAGAGGAGAAGAAACUCUCAAAAUACGUCCAACAGACAGUUAUCGAUGAUAUGAUAACGUUUAACAUAAGCUUUCCUGAGGAAGGACAAUACGGUUUGGAUAUAUAUACUCGGGAGGUCGGAUCGGUUUCGCACAACAACAACUCUUCCAAUGAAAAGCAUCUACUCACGCAUUGCUGCAAAUAUCUAAUUAAUUCAUCGAAACGAAACUAAAACAAUGUCUUGGAUGCUUAGCAACAGUAACAGAGUACGCAACGGGGGCAUACUACUACCUUGAAUGUUAGAAGAGCCUUUUACCCUUAACGCUUUUAGCGCUGUAAAUAUUGAACUCACAAUCUUCCUUAACCAUUCCCGACCUCCCGCAGUAUGACAAACAGCAUUAGUACGGAUGCGCUGCUCUGGAAUGCUGUAUGUUGUAUGUUUAUCGUAACAUAA